GUGGUUCAGGCGAGUGUCAAAAUAGGUGGAUUAAUCCUCGCCGUCGCUUUGUGGAAAGGACAUAGGUUCACCAACCAGACUCUCACAGCACCUCACCUGCCAGAUCGCCUACCGUAGAGGAUUUUUAUCCGUUGGAUGGACAGCCUCGGAAGAGGAGGAAAGACCAAAAAUUUAAAAAUUCCAAAGUUUUUCUUCAAGAAACUGACGAAACUGCACUCCGCGCUUCCGUCAGUUCCUUGUUCUUCUACCGAGGGGGGAGGCAGGAAGCAGGCUCUCCACAUUUUCCACCGAAGUUUGUUCAAUUCUUCCUCAUUCCUCAGCGCACAAGAGAGAUCAGGAGAGAAAGGGAGGAUCUCGCGUUUAGUUCUCUCUCUCUCUCUCUCUCUCUCACCCUUUGAACUCGAGUCUCUUGAGUAGAGAUCUACUCUGCGAAAGGUUCCCAUUCGUUCGUCUUCCACCUUACUGGGUCAUUUUGAUUCUUGAGGGUCAACAGCAGUGUGGUAGUAGCCGGGUAGGCCACUUUGUAGUAGUAAUCGGAGAUGCCAAAUUGGGAACUCAGAAACUGUUGUAACCAUGAGCAAGUGGUCUUCUUAACCACAAUAGCCAUCUUCACUGUUGUGGUCCUCGCGUUAUGGAGGACAAUAUUGUUGACACCUUUCAAGCUCAUCACUGUCUUUCUUCACGAAACAAGCCACGCUAUAGCUUGUAAAUUAACCUGUGGUCAUGUGGAAGGGAUCCAGGUUCAUGCAAAUGAAGGUGGAGUGACACAAACACGUGGUGGUGUUUAUUGGUUGAUUUUGCCAGCUGGAUAUCUUGGUUCAUCAUUUUGGGGGAUGGUUUUUAUAUUGGCCUCUACAAAUCUUCUAACUGCAAGAAUUGCUGCUGGAUGUUUUGGUGUUGCUUUGCUCAUUGUACUCUUUGUUGCUAAAAAUUGGACACUUCGUGGACUCUGCAUUGGAUUCAUUAUUUUCCUUGGUAUAAUUUGGCUUUUGCAAGAAACAACAAAGAUCCGUAUUCUGCGGUACAUCAUUUUGUUCAUUGGCGUAAUGAACAGCUUGUUUUCAGUUUAUGAUAUAUAUGACGAUCUUAUAUCUCGGAGGGUUCAUUCCAGUGAUGCUGAAAAGUUUGCAGAACUUUGUCCUUGCCCCUGUAAUGGUGUUGCAUGGGGAAUCCUUUGGGGUUUAAUAUCAUUUAUGUUUCUCUGUGGAGCCAUGUAUCUUGGACUCGUCAUCAUAUCUUGAGGUAGAACCUGCUUCCAUGAUGAGUUAUGGGUCAAUUUUUUUAUUCAAAGAUUCUCCAUGUUGCCUUGUGCUUUCUUCUCGGUUUAGGUUCAAGAAUUGUGGUUCGAAUGCAUGUCACCAGAUAUGAUUUCUUCUUAGAUAGAUUGGAACUAGAGGACAGUAUUUGUGGCCAACCAUAUAGCAGGAUACAGCUUGGUUGAUCAGGAUUAUUCUUCCCGAUUACCUGAUUAUUUUUUUUCCUGUUUGAGUUCACAUAUUCUCAAUUUCACAUUUUUUAUCUGUGAAUUCAUCUAACAGUGAAUUUAUAAUGAAUUCUUCCACCAAAAAAAGAAUU
Messenger RNA from Macadamia integrifolia, 1575 nucleotides. RefSeq lists its product as uncharacterized. NCBI's taxonomy places the organism in Eukaryota, Viridiplantae, Streptophyta, Magnoliopsida, Proteales, Proteaceae. The transcript has 9 exons. The coding region runs from base 540 to 1241 and encodes 233 amino acids. The record is from RefSeq and is a predicted model, not a curated record.